Molecule: messenger RNA, 2677 nt
Organism: Cylicocyclus nassatus
Lineage: Eukaryota; Metazoa; Nematoda; Chromadorea; Rhabditida; Strongylidae
Source: the annotation of a GenBank genome assembly
AUGGCGAUUUCCUUUUCUGUUAUCGAGAUCCAUCUUGGAUAUGUAGUUCCCUCUCACGCCGUUCAUCAUCAUCAUUAUAUUGAAAAAUGCGGCUUCUUCCCAAUCUGUAGGAUGUCGGGCUCGACAUCACCGGCACGGCUUACUCGGAAACUUUCCAGCACCAAGAUAGCCAAGCAGCUAGCUGGACUUAGUCUGCGAUCCGAUGAUAUUAUGGACCAGGGUGAGACAGCCCGUCACGAAGGUAGAUUCGUGUUCGAAUGUAGCUGGGAAGUCGCCAACAAAGUCGGCGGCAUAUACACUGUGCUUCGUACAAAGGCUCCGAUUUCCACAGAAGAGCUUGGCGACCAGUACUGUAUGCUUGGUCCUUACAAUGAGGAUCGCGUCAAACUAGAGGUAGAAGUUCUCGAGCCAGACAAUGCUGCUAUGAAAUAUGCUCUUGAUCAUGCACGCGACAGUGGAUUCAAGCUUGUUUACGGUCGUUGGCUAAUCGACGGCUAUCCAAAGGUAGUACUGUUCGACAUAGGUUCGGCUGCGUGGAAGCUGGAUCAGUGGAAGCAUGAGAUGUGGUCAAUAACAAAAGUGGGUAUACCUUGGCACGACCGCGAGGCGAACGACUGCGUAAUUUUAGGAUUUAUGGUAGCAAUCUUUUUACAGAAGUUUGCCGAGGCAAUAGCUUCCGAAGAGCCGCUGAUCGUAGCACACUUUCAUGAGUGGCAGUCAGCCGCUGGUCUGAUUAUGAGCAGAUUAUGGAAAAUUAAUAUCUCGCUGGUAUUUACUACGCAUGCCACUUUGAUAGGACGUCAUAUCUGCGCCGGUGGUAUAGACCUCUACAAUAAUCUUGAUAGAAUUGAUGUCGACCGUGAAGCGGGCGAACGACAAAUCUAUCACCGCUAUUGUAUCGAACGAGCAGCAGUACACCUGGCACACGUCUUCACCACUGUCAGCGAAAUUACCGGCCUUGAAGCUGAGCAUCUGCUAGGACGGAAACCAGACAUUCUCACGCCAAACGGGUUGAAUGUUGUGAAAUUCUCUGCCAUACAUGAAUUCCAGAAUCUACAUGCUAUUGCAAAGGAGAAAAUUCAUGAUUUUAUACGAGGACACUUUUAUGGUAAUCUCAACUUCGAUUUGGAUAAAACGCUCUACAUUUUCACUGCUGGGCGUUACGAAUUCACAAACAAAGGCGGUGAUUUCUUCAUAGAAGCCUUAGCCCGACUUAACUAUAAACUGCAGAUCUCUCAAGACCCGCGUUGCAAGGAUGUGACCGUUGUGGCAUUCAUCAUCUAUCCGGCCGCAGCGAACUCUUUCAAUGUGGAUUCGCUACGAGGACAAGCAGUAUGCAAGCAGCUUAAGGACACUAUCGCCAAAAUCAAGGAGAACGUUGCGAAUCGCAUGUUUGAAUCAUCUGUUAGAGGAAAAGUGCCCGAGCCAGAAGACUUGCUCCUACCAGCUGAAAAAGUCCAACUCAAGCGUUGUAUCCUGGCGGCGAAGCGUGACACUCUACCUCCGAUUUGCACACACAACAUGUUGGACAGCGCAAACGAUCCAGUGCUGCAGUCCCUACGUCGCGUACAGCUGUUCAAUCACGAUUACGAUCGCGUAAAGGUGGUUUUUCAUCCGGAGUUCCUCUCAUCCGUUUCCCCACUUAUUGGCUUGGAUUAUGAAGAUUUUGUGCGCGGCUGCCAUCUUGGAGUAUUUCCAAGCUACUACGAGCCAUGGGGCUAUACUCCAGCUGAAUGCACAGUAAUGGGUGUACCAUCAGUGACGACAAAUCUGAGCGGAUUUGGUUGUUUCAUUAAUGAGCAUGUUGCCGACGCAAAGAGUUACGGUAUUCAAGUGGUAGAUCGUCGUUUCAAGGGUGCAGAUGAAUCCAUUAACGAACUCGCCGAUGGUCUAUACGAAUUCACAUGUUUAUCGCGUCGUCAAAGGAUCAUCGUGCGCAACCGCACUGAACGUCUUAGUGAAUUGCUAGAUUGGAAAACACUCUCUAUGUUCUACAGAGAUGCAAGGUGGAUGGCAUUGAAGAAAACUCAUCCGGACCUCGAGAUGCGCUUGUCGGAUGCAGUCACGAUGAUGCCUCGUCCAAUCUCUGCUCCUGGAACUCCUGCUCCUGGAACUCCUUCGGUGUCUGGCCCAACAACACCCCGCGAAUCUGACAGUGAAGAAGACAGCGAGCAAGAAGAGUAUGAAGAGCAGCUGUUCAACGAAAAAUGAUCGACCGAACUCUGAUAAUAGAUUGUGUCUUGUGCAUUUCAUUCUAGUUAAAGUAGGCCAACAUGAGGAAGCUCAUAUCCGUUUGGCUCACGCGCAUCUAGCUCGUUCAAUACCCUCUAAUCAUAGCCUUUUUACAAGAAUGUGAAUUGCCUCGUUUAUGAUUUCUAUCAUUUAUGGUUCCCAGUCAACCGUGUCCGGUGAAAUCGACUUCCUUAUUCUGAUAGCUUUCAAACUUGUUUUGUAGUGUAACGUAUCUAUAAUGGGCAGCUCAGCCUUUCUGAAGCGCAAUCAUGGUCUUCACUCAUUUCUACUCAUUGUUAGUACGUUCAAAUUUGAAACACUGCUCUAAGCUGAUCUGUAUAAUGAGUGCCAUCGGUGUUCGGUGCUAUCUGAGAAACUAGGGACUUCUCAGUUCGAUGAUCAUGACCAGAAAUUGCAAUACUUGAAUAAAAGUUCUUCAUGAGAG